GUAGCAACCAGUGGAUCUUGCUUGCCCACCACUUCUACCCCUUGACCCCAACUACCGCCUUUGGGCACAUUGGUGACUCCCACACAUUUGCCCAACCACACACGCACAUGGUGGUCCUCUACCCUUUGCUUGUAUAGUUGUAUCCAACCACCAGCCACCCGCUUCCUCCUCAUCGCUGAACAACAACCAAAGCUAACCCAGCAAGAAAUCAGCUAGCUCCAAGCCGCCGGCCGGGAGGAGGAUGAAGAGAGAAGUAUGGCAGCACGGCACCAACAGGAUCAACCGCAACAAGCUACUCAGGGUCGCCGCCACAGCAUCCGACAGCGAGGAGACGGCGAUUGGGGCGAUGACGCUCGGGAAGGCGCCGGCCAAGCCGACGAACGCGUCCAAGACCACGGGCAAGUGCCGGCGACCGCGCUGCGCCGGCUGCCACUACCACCCAACCACCAAGGCCCGCGACAAAGCCAAAGGGGCGCACAAGCUGCACGCCUGCGACGUCGCGCUCAACCACCGCCUCGUAUCCUGGCGCGCCGUCGACGGCGGUGGCGCCGGGAGCUCGGGAAUCCCAGCAGACUACAAGGGCACCUCGGCGUCAUCCUUGCUAGCCUACCUGGCGGGCAGCGGCAGCAGCUGGCAUGAGGACGACGACGAUUGUGCCUCUCUUGAAACUGCUCCGCCGAUCGACGGUGGGCUGUCUAACCUGUACGAUCUCAUCGUCGGCCGUCGCGCAAAUGUCACCGUGCUGUGCGGGGAAGAAGCUGAUCCGGCGCGUGCCACUGACUUAGCAGUAGGAGACACCGAUGCAAUUGAAGAGUCGGGGCAGGACGGCGAUUAUGUCAAGGAAGAUGAGGAUGAUGAAGAAGACAUGGGAUUCUGCAUGGUCGGCAUCACUAUCGCGGUGGAGUUCUCCGACGGGGAGGAGGACUGGAUCGUGGUGGAGGAGAUCUGAUUUGAUCUCGUCAAAUUGCAUACAAGACAUGCCAGACGAGGCCGAUCCAUUCCUCUGGCUCUGCUCUGUCCUGUCUCUCCCAUCUGGGUGGUGUGUAUAUACUGUCUGCUCUGUUCUUCAUGUGCAUGUGUAUAUGGUGGUUGCUAAUCUGAUUGUGAUCAUGGAUUUCGUAUUUGUGAAUAAUAAAGUGGAGAAGUGUAUUCUUCUUCAGUUACUGGUGAUUCAUGGAAUUGCAAAAAUGGGGCAGAUGCCUGGAUGCUCAUCUGAUGAUUUCCAGGUGUUUUUGUCCCCGUUCAUUUUCUGUUGGAA
Panicum hallii is the source of this 1258-nucleotide messenger RNA. RefSeq lists its product as uncharacterized. The transcript has a single exon. Bases 242 to 949 code for a protein of 235 amino acids. Lineage: Eukaryota; Viridiplantae; Streptophyta; Magnoliopsida; Poales; Poaceae. The record is from RefSeq and is a predicted model, not a curated record.